Molecule: messenger RNA, 13266 nt
Organism: Galleria mellonella (greater wax moth)
Lineage: Eukaryota; Metazoa; Arthropoda; Insecta; Lepidoptera; Pyralidae
Gene: Cdep
Product: FERM, ARHGEF and pleckstrin domain-containing protein 1-like
Exons: 29
Coding region: 458-3985 (1175 amino acids)
Cellular component (GO): cytoskeleton
Molecular function (GO): cytoskeletal protein binding; guanyl-nucleotide exchange factor activity
Source: RefSeq, a predicted model, not a curated record
AAUUAUUAUGUGGUUGGCAAAACGUAGAGCGGAGUUGGUGUAGGUAUAAUUAAAUUUGCAAGAGUGUUUAGAUGAUGCGCGCCGGCGAUAGCAGUGCGUCGUCUCUUGUCUCUGUCGGGGUGGCCGGGCACACCUACGGUGACCUAUUUUCUGGUUAUUGCAUUGAAGCUAACUAUUUAUGUCUAAGGGUGUAAACUGGGGCGCCGACCGCCUUAAAACCCGCGUAUGAUCAGUUAAUUCUGUGACAAAUAUUUGCGAAUUUACAGUGGAAUUGUGCAUAGUGUAUGUUUAUCUAGUAAUGGUUCAAGGGUGAUUGCCCUGGUGUUACAAGAAUGUCACUAACAGGUAUUAACAAAUAGGAGUGGUGUUAGUGAUCAAUGUGUAGUAUAAUACGAACAAUGGCGCCGAAACGAUCGGCCGUGGGUUCUAUAAUAACGGUGGCCAACAAAACUGCAGUAUGAUGGACUCAGAAUUGCCACCGGGUAGCUGUAAUUCCACCGGACAUCUGUCCACCAUCGGAUACCACACCCUGCCUGGCCGUAUGCACCACUCGGCAAGCACUCCGGCAGGGGUGGACUGCGCGGGCGGGGGGUCGCGCACACCGCCAGCGACCCCCAAGAAGGGCGGCAAGAUGCUUGCCGUACGUGUGCAGAUGUUAGACGACAGUAUCUCCAUGUUUCAGAUACAGUCAAAGGCGCUGGGCAGGGUGUUGUUCGAUCAAGUCUGCAGGCAGCUGCACCUUCUAGAAGCGGACUACUUCGGUCUGGAGUACCAAGAUGCCAACGGUACAAAGUACUGGUUGGAUGUGGAGAAACCAAUGUGCCGACAACUGGGCCUGUCCAUGCUCGAGCCGACGCUCCGGUUUUGCGUGAAGUUCUACACGCCGGACCCGGCGCGGCUCGAGGAGGAAUUCACCCGGUACCUGUUCUGCCUGCAAGUGAAGCGCGACCUCGCGCACGGCUGCAUACAGUGCAACGAGAACACCGCCGCGCUCAUGGCCAGCUACAUCGUGCAGGCGGAGUGUGGCGACUUUGUCCCUGAAGACUAUCCGGACCACACGUAUCUCAGCGGGUAUAAAUUCUUCCCCGGCCAAGACUCGGAGUCGGAAAGAAGAAUUAUGGAGAACCAUAAAAAACACAUAGGUCAGAGUCCUGCUGAGGCAGAUCUUAAUCUAUUAGAAACAGCAAGAAGAUGUGAAUUAUAUGGAGUUAAAAUGCACCCGGCAAAGGACCACGAGGGUGUACCACUGAACCUGGCGGUAGCACAUAUGGGCAUCGUGGUGUUCCAGAACUUUACCAAGAUCAACACCUUCAGUUGGGCGAAAAUUAGGAAGAUAUCAUUCAAAAGGAAAAAGUUCCUCAUCAAAUUACAUCCAGAGGGUUAUGGUUACUAUCGGGACGUGGUGGAAUUCUUCUUCGAGGGACGCAACGAGUGUAAGAACUUUUGGAAGAAGUGUGUGGAGAACCAUGGAUUCUUCCGAUGCUCGAGUGUGCCGCGGCUCCCCAGGCACAAGACCAGGGUCAUAUCAAGGGGCUCCUCUUUUAGGUAUAGCGGCAAAACGCAGAAACAAAUCGUCGAGUUCGUCCGAGACAACUAUGUGAAGCGGCAGACAUUCCAGAGGUCGGGCUCGUUCCGCGCGUCGCGCUCGGUCGGCUCGUCGCGCGGCAACGUGUCCGCGCCCGCGCACACGCCCGCGCCCGCGCUCAACGCCAGCCUCUCCGCGCACCCGCUGCUGCCGCUGCCGCCCGGCUCCGACGCGAUUUCCCUGGAGUGGGACAAGCAACCUCACUACCUGGAGGCUUCUCUGAUGAUGAAGGGAUACAGUGCGGAGGAGGCGCGCGCGGCGGCAGCCUCGCGGGCGAGCACGCGGCCCUCGGAGGCCGCGACUCGCCCGCCGCUCGCAGCUACCGCCUAUGCCACCACGAGGGACAAGCUCUCAAAACUGUACUGCAGCCAAAUCGGAGCGCCCGAGCUUGUGACCCAUGCCGAGGUCAAUCAUCAUCCUACGCUGGAUUCGCCUCUGCCUCGUCGGACGACGACACAGUUGGUUUCUCCGGAGAGUAUAUGGAGCCAGGCGAGUUUGGGACGCGCAGCUGGUCGCGCGCGCGCACCCACUCCGCCGCCUCGUGCCCCGCGGGAGGAGCGGCCGGACGCGAGGCAGCCGCCGGCGGCAGACGAGACAUCACCGGAGGAAGAAAAUACGGUGUCGUCAGCGAGCCUGUGCAUGUCACCCGCCGCGAACGAGGACCGCAGCUUGAACGAAGAGCCGCUCGGUGCCUCGACGCCGCUCGUGCGACCGCCACGCUCCCUCGCCAACGGACACGACGCCGUGGACAACGCGCGUGACAAGGACAGCAAUAGGAUCAACGGGAAUGUUAAUGUGCACGUAGUAUCAGAAUCGACGAAUAGUAUGGACGUGUUGAGCGGCGGCGAGAGCGACGCGGGCGACACGCUGAAGAGGCAAAAUAAUAAUAACAGUAUAUCGUCGACGCUAACCAGUAUUAUACGAGAGGGAGGCGGAGGCGACGUGCCGCGGCGGCGCGGCGCCGAUCUCACGUACUUUGUGGCCAAGGAGCUGCUAAUGACCGAGCGCACGUACAAGCGGGACCUCGAACUAGUCACUGUGACGUGGUCGUCGCGCGUGUCGUCGCUGGCGGCGGGCGGCGAGGGCGGCGAAGUGUCAGCUUUGGCGCGAGCGUGCCUGGCGCUCGAGCCGCUGGCGCUGCCCGCCGGCGCGCUGCUGGCCCGCCUCGAGCGCAUGCUGGCCGCUUCCUCGCCCCAUAACCUCAAUGACAACGAAGAACCAGAGUACAAGAAAACACCCGAAUUACUGUACGAUCAUUUGUCAAGUACAUUUGAUGCGUAUAUGUCGUAUGUAUGCGCGGCGGGUGCGCUGGUGGCGCUGGUGGAGAGUGUACGGCGCGGCGGGCGCGGGCUGGCGCGCGCGGCGGCCGCCUUCGACGUCGCCGCGCCGCUGCCGCUGGCCUGCCUGCUGCUGCGGCCGCUGCACCGCCUGCUGCACCUGCACCGCCUCGCCGCAGAGCUGUGCGCGAGCAGCGGCAGCGAGGCGGCGGCGCGGGCGGCCGAGCUGGUGGCACAGGCCGCCGCCGCCGCCCGGGAACAGCUGCACCACGUUGAGAACCACGCCGCGCUCUGCCAGCUGCAGCGGGACAUACGCGGUUAUGACAAACUCUUAGUAGCGGAGAGAGAGUUUGUGCGAAUGGGGUGCCUGUACAAGCAUUCUACGCGCGGACUCCAGCAAAGGAUGCUUUUCUUGUUGAGCGACAUCUUGGUGGUGGCGACGCGGGCAGGCGGCGGCAGUGGCGGGCCGCAGUUCCGCGCCGCCAGUGUGGUGGCGCUGCACUCGCUGCAGUUGCACACCUCGCACCUGCCGCACUCCUUCCAGUUGCAAGGCGAGGACGUGAACCUACUGUUCAGCACGAGUAACGAGCAGGAAUUCGUCGGCUGGUACCAGUCGCUGGAGAGCGCGAUAGCGGCCGCGCGGCAGAACGUCGUCUCCGUCGACACUGAACUCACGCCAUACGAGACGGAGACCGAUUCGUCGCCGAGUGGAAGUAUGAGUGCGAGUGGUAGCGUGUGCGCGGGCAGUGCUCUGGCGGGCGUGUGCUGGCACCGGGCCACCUCGCUGGACAGGCAGCACCUGCACCGCGCGCUCAGGACCCAGCUAUCAGGCCACCUGUUACGCAAGUUCAAGAAGUCGCCGGGCUGGCAGAAGCUGUGGGUGGUGUUUGCCGCAUUCACGCUAUACUUUUACAAGAGCUGGCAGGACGAAACGCCGCUCGCUUCGCUGCCGCUGCUCGGGUACAGUGUGGGCCCACCAUCGGAGAGCGACGGUAUCGACAAAGACUUUGUGUUCAAGCUACAGUUCAAGAACCAUGUAUACUUCUUCAGAGCGGACAGCUUGUUCACGUACAAUAGGUGGACAGAAGUGCUGCAAACAUCAAUGGUUCAACAUAGCAAUUAAUUUAAGUAAAUUAUUCCAAACUAUAGCUACAAAAAUUGGUGCCAUAAUGAUGUUGUGUUAAAAAAUCAUUUAAAACUGAAGCAAUAUUAAUCUUGCCCAUAAUUAUGUAUGUAAUGUCUUAGUCCAGAUAAAAAUAAAGCUGCUAAGAAUAAGUUAAAGUGAUUUUGAAGUGAUCAAUAGUUUAAAAUAUAGAAAUGAUAGCUACUUAAUUCAUGUUUCUGAAUCAGACUGCUUAUUUAAUGUAAGCUGUUUAUUUGGUUUGCUUUCCAAUUUACUGUCAAACAUUCUGAUUGCAUAUCUGUUUGACAGUGUAAACAUUUUUGCUCACAAAUGCCUUUAUUGUGAUAUGAAUACUUGAUAUUAUUAUAUAUUACUAGUGGAUAAAGGCAGGCUUAAGAGGACAAACUGACAUUGUUUACCUUUCAUGUUUCAAACAGAAAUAUUUAUUUAUAUAUUUCCGAUUUACAGGGUGUAAUAGAAUAUGUUAAUACUAUAUUUAUUAAACAAAAUUUUAUAGAUGUUUCUAUUAAAAAAUAUGAAAUAUGUUGACAUAUAUAAGUAACUCAUACAGUUAAUUUUUGAAAUUAACUGUAUGAGUUACUUAUAUAUGUCAACAUAUUUCAUAUUUUUUAAUAGAAACAUCUAUAAUGUUUCCGUCUAUUAUUGUACGCUUACUGCCCGCUAAUAAUUAAUGCUCCUUUCCACUCAGGGUUUGCUGGAAGAGAACUCUUACAGAGUUAAGCUCGCCUGUUGUACAUCUUUAUUUUAUAUAUAUAAUAUGUUGUAAUUUUUUCUGUGUACAAUAAAGAAUAAAUAAAUAAAUAAAUUAAAAUUUGUGUAGAUAUAUAUUAUACAUAAUAAUGUAUACUAUUUAAUAACAUAAAAUUGAACAAUUUUUUCCGAAUUGAAAAAUUAUUUAUUAAUAUAAUUAUUAUUUAUUUAUAUAUUUUUUGGAAAACGUACAGCUGAAUUACAGUCAAUACAUAAUCAAAUUUAUAUCUAUGUUAAGCCAUGAAUCGUUUUCACAUUUAUAAUACACAAGAGUACCUAAUAAAUGUUUGAUGACUUAAAUUAUAUAGAUAGAGUGUUUCCAUAAAAAUGCUUCGAAAAAAACAGGUCAAUAUUUUAUCCAUGUGUUUGUGUGUGUAAAUCAGAAUACUAGAAUGUAUAGUUAUUACUAAAUAUGUAUAGAAAAUUUCUAUUGUAAGGUUAAAUCUAUACUUAUAAUAAAUCUGUAGAGAGGUCAAUUCUGUACAUGAAAUAUAUUUCCAAAAUAACUAUCAGGGGGUGAUUAGUGAUCGAUACUGAUGCCAAAAAUGCAAUCAGUAAAGUUUUUGUCUGUCUGUCUGUAUGUUCGUUAUAGAAACAAAAACUUCUCGACGGAUUUUAACGAAACUUGGUACAAUUAUUCUUCAUACUCCUGGGCAGGUUAUAGUAUACUUUUCUUCACGCUACGAUCAAUAGGAGCAGAGCAGUGAAGGGAAAUGUUGGGAAAACGAGAGAAGUUACUCCAUUUUUAAGCUUCAGUCGCGUGUGCAGCCUUGAAGGACACUUUUUAAAACGUAAAAAUGUCCACCCGUGCGAAUCCGGGACGGGCCGCUAGUUAAAAAGUAAAAAUAAUAUACGAGGUCUGUCCGGAAAGUUCGUAUAAAAGUGUUCUGGAAUGCGAGAAAGAGGAGUGGGGAGGCCAGGUAAGCGCAGGACCCCUUCCUUAUGUCCCUAACAAUGCUUCAGUUCUGGUCUGACCGCCGUGCGGUGCGAACUGGCUUGUCACGCCAUCUGUGAAGUUACCUCUUAACGAAACCCCGUCGGCAUGGAGCCCGCUUCCGUUGAAGAGCAGCGCGUCGUAAUCAAGUUUCUCUCGAAACUCGGCAAGAAUGGCCGUGAAAUUUUUGCCGAUCUAAUUCGAUAAGACAUCCGGGGAACCACGAACAAAAAAAUCAAGAAAAUCCCGCUCAAAUGUCAAGACAAUGUUGAUUGUUUUUUUCGAUGUUCGGGGGAUUGUCCAUCAAGAAUUCGUCCCUCCAGGCCAGACAGUUGAUGGAAAAUUCUACGUCGAUGUGCUCAGACGCCUCAAAGCUCGUGUGGCACGAGUUCGUCCAGAAUUGGCGCGAGAGGGGCGUUGGAUUCUUCACCACGACAAUGCCCCUGCCCACACCUCUCUUGUUGUCCGUGAGUUUUUGAGUAAAAAUUCCAUUACGGUGACCGAACACCCCCCUAUUCGCCGGAUUUGGCCCCGUGUGACUUCUUCUUGUUCCCAAAAACCAAAUUGGUACUUCGGGGGCGGCAUUUGGGGGACAUAAAUGAGAUAAAAAAAGCUACGACGGGGCAGCUGAGAAACCUACAACCAGAGGACUUUCAAGGAGCCUUCUCACAGUAGAAACGGCGUUGGCACAAGUGCAUUAUGUCACAGGGGGAGUACUUUGAAGGGGAUAAAAUUGAUUUACCUGAAUAAUUGUAAAAUAAAAUUUUUAAAAAACUUUUAUACGUACUUUCCGGACAAACCUCGUAAAAUACUUACGAAUAUAUUCGGAAAAACGGGAUAAACAAUGCAUAAUGAUUAAUAAUGAUGCUUAUAUUUAUUGAUAACUUGUAUUUAUAUUUGAGAAUAGACUUAAAAUAUGUUUUAGUUGUUAAAAUCAUUGAAAGUGUAGCCAUUUAAAGUAAUACAUUUAAAUUAAUUUAUGAACAUUAUGUACAUACAUAAUUAUAUUACAAUAAAUAGUUCACAAGUAUUAUUUUAAUAAUCGACAUGAUCUGGGAGAUUUUUAAUUAAAAAAAAUUGUCAACUAAACAUCACUUUAUCUGACUAAAUAUUCACAAGUAUUUUUUAAAACAAUUUGCGCAAUUAUUUCAGUGUUGCAAGUACAAGUUGCAACACUGCAUUUAGUCAGAUAAAGUUACGUUUAGUUGACAAAAUUUUGACCUGUUUUUGAUGCUCAAUGCUCUAUCUAUAUAAAUUAAAGUUGGUGAUUAUGUAGAACCAUUACGGUUAUCAGUUUUGUGAUAACACAUAUUGGAUGAAUGUUCACAAUGUAGCUUUAGUAAUAUAAUAAACGUGAUGUCACACAGUAGUUUGUAAGUUAAUGUUACAGAUCCUUUGUAAAAGGAGUUUUAGGAUUAAUAUUGAUAUCGUAGUAGAUGGUCGAGGAAAAAGUUAUAUAUAUAUAUAUAUAUAUAUAUAUAUAUAUAUAUAUAUAUAUAUAUAUAUAUAUAUAUAUAUAUAUAUAUAUAUUGUAAUGAUGUCUCCACACAGAGGUUUACAAUAAUAAUUUUUUUGUUGAAUUACAUCCAUUCGUUCUAUAAAUAUAUAUAUAUUUAUACAUAUAAUAUCAUUUUUAUGCAUGCAUAUUGCAUUGAUUUUGAUGAAAUUCGAUGUCAUAAUAACUUAGUGUUUAUGUUAGUAUAGAGGGCACUUUUUCAUACAGUAAAAUAUCCUAUUGCCCUUGAAAAGUACGUAUCUUUCGUCAAGCGAUAGUUCACGGUUACGUUUGUUGUGUUGAAAAUUAUGAUAUACAAAUUUUAACUGUUCAAAAGUAAAAAUUGGUUAACUGUGCCAUAUAUAAGGCAUAAAUAUGUUCAUUCCAAACAUUUUUUAGUUUGGAAAGUGCUUAUGGUUCUCUAAAUCCGGCUCGAAGGACCAUAAUACGAGAAUAAUGCAAUUGACAAGAUAUAUUUUUAAUGAAUAGUUUAUAUAUUAAUUAUAAUAAGUUGGCAUGAAAUAUCACUUUAUAUUGUUUUGUUGUGAUUCAAAUUUUUUUUUUUUAUUUUGAAACGCAAAAUGAACAUUUUACUAUUUUGGAUACGAUCACUUCUGUGUGGGAUACAUUGAGGUAUAAAUUGUUUUAUGAGUUAUUCAUUUCCUUAUUCAUUUGUAAAUAAUAUAAUGCUUUAGCCCAAAUAAUGCAAAAGGGUAAGUUCAUGAUAAUAUAUUAGAAAUUAAGUUAUAUGAAUAUUAGUAAAAGUAAUAUAGACAGCUAAAAAUAAUAAAGUAAUAAUUAUUACAAAAGCCGUUACAGAUCUGAUCUGCGAGCGCUUUUGAAUCACAUAAGAGCGAAGGUUGCUUUUAUAGUUUGUUACACUGAUGUAGAUACAAAUAGAUGUCGCAAGUACAUCGAUUGCCGUACCCAUUACACUGUUUGACUUCGUUGGAGAUUUGACUCUAUUAUGAAAUUCAUGUCGAAAAAAGUUCAAACAAGAACUCCGCCUGGAAUACCGUUUAACAAAUUUUACAGAUUAGAUGAAAAAUGCAUACUUUGUUUAUAAAAACAUCAAGCAGUGUAGUUUUUUUACAUCGAUUAAUAUUAUAUUUAUUUAGGCAGCUUCAGCCAUAAAUCAUAUACAUAUCUAUUCAUUUCGUCAAAAUCUGUCUAAAUUUUUCAUAGGUGUAUAAUCCGAGGUUGCUAUAAAAUUAAAAAUGCCGACUUUCCGAUAUAAUUUUCCAUAUGUUUUUUACGCUAUAUUUUACAAGACAAUAUUUUUUUUUUAUUUCUACGUUACAGCAAAGACAUACCACAGAUACUGCCUUAGCAAUGAGUAUAUGAAUUUUUAUCAGCGUCUUAGGUGUGCAUAUGUAAAUUUAUACUAUUUAUCAGUGUAUCCAUGAAUAUUACAAAAUAUUACACUUAUUACUUGCAACACUGAACAUACGACGCAAGUUGUUUUUUUUUUAAAAAAAAAACACUUGUCUGAACGUUUUUCAUGUUCGACGCACUUGCACUAUCUAGGUGUAUAUUGAUCUACUAAAUUAUUACAUAGAGCGUGAUACUUGCGACUUUUAUUCAAAAUUUAUCUAUACGUCGGUAAAUUAGGGAUCUAAGGGGAGUAAUGGUGUUUACGACGAGCUAACUGCGAGUCGUAAAACUUUUUGAGAUGUUUCAACUAUGAGAAUAAAUCAUGGCUGCUUUACAUAAACAUUUUAUAUUUAUCAAAAGGAAAUUAAUUAAUUUUAAUACUUUUUACCAUUUUGGUAGACAAAGAUAUGGUCCCGAUGUUUGUUGGAAGGCCAGAUGGCUGAUUUUAUUAAAUAGAAUAUGGGGGAUUAUGUAUUUUAUAUAAUAAAAAUAAAUUUAAUAUAUGUAUUUAAUAAAUUGUCAUAAACUGUAUUAUUUGUGAAGUUUUACAUCUGCGCUAUUGGCCUACCAAACAACUUGUUUGAUAUUAAUUUUGUAUAAACUAGUCAUAUCACAGUUCAAGGAACAGUCGGUAGUCUACGUCUUUUUCAUGUCUCGAACAUAGGACAAUUCGGGACACAACUAUCACUGAUAGUUGUUUUUUUUUUAUGCAACUUAGAAUGGCAAAAAAGCUGACGGCCCACCUGAUGGAAAGUGGUAAUCGUCGCCUAUAGACAUGAGCAGUACCAUGGACAUAACAGAGUAUACUGUUUCGCCCAUGAUACCCCCCAUGCGUUGCCAUUCCUGAGGACUCGGGUGUUAUUCCUCUGUACCCAGUAAAUUCACGCCAUAUCCCACCCUUCAAACCGAAACACAGCCAUGCAAACACACUGCUUCACGGUUGAAACACGAAUGGGGCAGAGGUACCCAAGCAAUCGACUUUUGUACAAAGUUUCCCUCUGUGCAAUAUAUAAAAUAUGAAAGUUAGCAGUGUCAGUAAGUUGACAAAGCAACAUUGCUUGUUAUUGUCGCUUGAUGCCCCGCGCUGUUUCCAAUCGUAGAGACGCGGUCGUGACUAGGUCUGAAUUUAAUUAACCUACGUCUGGUAGAUUCAGAUUAGGGAUGGGUGAUAUUUUCAAAUUUUGAAUAUACUAUAAUCGAUAUCAAGAUAUCGAUAUAUUACUUUAUGAUAUCAUAAUUUCAAUAAUAUCGAUAAAUAUCGCUCAUCCCUGAUUUAGAAUUACCUAUAUAUCAUAAUGUACUAUGUAUUGGCGGGUCGAUAGCGCUCAUGUAUAUUUGUUGAAUGGAUUAUCGUAUGUGUGACCAUACUACAUAUAUUGUGCCACAUAGUAUUUUAAUAGUUAUAUCAGCUAUAGUGAUGUAAUGAAAUAAUUAUAAUCAAAUAAAUCGAUCGAUUUUUAUAAUCGAUUAUAAGCUGAUGUACGGUUCUCGAUUGAUAAAAUUGGAUAAUGUGAGAACAUUUGUACUCAUUCUAAUUUUUAUCAUAAUAAUUAAUUUCAUGAUUUGGUUUCUUCAAAUUGUCAUCAUUAUAUCAGCUUUUAACUGUCCACUGUUGAACAUAAGUCUUUUCCUUAUCGGAUUUUGCUAGUAGUUUCCACGUUUGGCAGGCGGGUUGGGAACCGCAGUUAGGCUUUAGAGAUGUUUUAAGAGGGAUGCUGCCACCCAUCCCUCGCCCUCCCUUAGUCGUCUCUUACGACACCCAUGGGAAAGAAAGGGGUGGCUUAUUCUAUGUACCGUGUGGUCCCGGCAACCACACGGUCAAUCUACGGUUUGUCAGACUAUACUCGUAGGUUUUUUAAAGACCUAGUCUGUAUCUUAUUAAUACUUGUUAUUAUGCAUUGGCUUGUAUUUAUUUUUUUAAUCUUGACGAAUAUUAUAUGUGUGUAACUGAGUUUAUAGGUCACUUUUUCGAAUCUUAACUACUUAACUAAAAUGAACUGUCAUGAAAUUUGGUGUGCACGUAGUAUUUGAAGUGGAGAGGGAUAUACAUUAGUUUUUUAUAUUUCACACAAUUCCCAGGGUCUACCGUGAAAUGGUUUCCGCAAUUUUGGAGCGUAACAGAAAUUUUAUAUUAAAAUUACAUAAUACAUAUUGUUUAAAAAUAUUAAAAUAUCGUUGCUUUGGACUUUUUUUUGGUAGAAUUUAUGACGAACGAAAUGCUUCAUUUAUUGAGCCCAUUUGGUUAUGAACGAAUAAACAAAAUUGAGUUUGAAUAUUCGGAACUUAUUUCAUGGUAGACCCCAUGUCGUCAAAGUCGCAGGUAACCUGUAAAAGAGUACAAGUAUUGUUACUUUAUAAAAGGUUAAAGUUAUUAACCUACAAGUAAAUUAAUAAUAUAAUAAAUAUUUUUGACAUUCCGCAACGGUUGCUGUUUAUAAUUUGCUCUCGGAUUGAGGGGCUCGAUAUGAAGUUAUACUCGUUUCGUUUGAGUAUAAAAAAAAGGCUACUGCGAACAUUCUGUAAGAAGUAAUUUCUUACAGAAUGUUCGCAGUAGCCUUUUUUUAGUAGACUUAAAUUUGUAUUAAAUUUUACCGGGGUUAUCUGAAAUUAUCAAUUUUUGUUUUGAUAACGCUUAUGGCCUAUGGUCAGACGAAUUCCAACCAUAUUGAAGUUUUUUUUUCUUGGCUUCUGUGAUCUAAAAAGGUGGAACACAAUUCGUCAUAGUCAUAGAAUACUGACGGAUCUGACGAAUAUAACAUAUAAAAGAUCCGUCAGUAUUCUACGACUAUGACGAAUUAUAUAGUGCAUAUUCUGCUUUCUUAACUAAUUUACUUUUGCAAUAAAGUAAAAGUAUCAAUUUUUUGCGAAGGAUUUCUAUACUUCGGCAUUUUAUAAGGCUCCCCAAUCCAGACUUCUUUUUUUAUAUAGGUUAUUUUAUAUAUUUGUAAUCUGAUCAAUUAGUAUAAUUGUACUGACAUUGAAAAUAUGAGAUACAUAUAUACCGCUGUGUAGUCUAAUACAGUAGAUACAUAGUGUAACAAGGUGGUUUUAGUAUUAUUUAAAUCGAAAAUGAAUGAAAUUUAUUACUGUUUAAAGUGAAAUCGGUUCAAAUUCCAUUCACAAACAAGAAUCCCAUCUGGACAAUAUCCAUUUUAUACCUACAUUUGCAGACAAAUGUGUUUUAUUUAAGAAAACUAAAUUUGUAUGUAUUUUUCGCCGUUCAAAUACCUACUUAGUAUUUGGAUGUCAUUUUAUAAAAGGGGGACUCAAAUAUUAAACUACAGUGAUAUUGUUGUGCAUACGAAUCACAGUACAACCAUGAGGACUAGAUAUUAUUAUGUUUUAGUAAUCUCGGCCAAGUAAUGCGAUUUUAUAUUUGUGAUUUUGUGCUGUAAUAGUAUUGUGUUUUUAAAAAUGUAACUUGUUAAUGUGCUAGAGUUAACUUUUUCAUACUGGCAUAACGUGAUUUUGUUUUCUGUAGUAGUAGGCGAAAAAUAACGAUUUGUUUGGUCCUUUUAUCCUACUCGAAGGACCAAAUAUUACAUAUGGAGUUAAUAAUAAUGGACUGUAUAAUUUAUCGUGCGUACGGCCAAGAAGUGGAACCUCUUUCCCUCCCCCCCUCUCUCUCCCCCUCUCCCUUCCUCCCCCUUCCUCCCCCUCUCCCUUCCUCCCCCUCUCUCCCCCUCUCCCUAUGUUUUUUAUCCAAAUAUAAUCUACACCAAUUUAAAACAAAUGUGAAUAGACGAUUCGUGGGCUCGCGAGCUCCAUCUUAGAUCACAUUAUCACCUUACACCAGGUGACAUCGUGAUCAAUAAUGGAACCUUUCAAUAGUAUUAAAAAAAUCUUCGAACGGUAUAAAAAAAAUUGUUCAUUUUCCCUAUUCGAUAUAUGAAGCCUACUUUAUACACACAAGUACAAAAAUUUUAAUUUACAUUAUGUCAAUAUAAAAAACAGUUAAGUCUAGCACAUUAAAUAAUAAUUUAAAAUACCUAACCGUAAAGACGUGUCCGCUGCUCCAAAAGUUAACAAAUUUAAACAACAUUAUUAGCCAAUCAUAGCGGGCAAUAUAAACAACAUAUUUAUGUGCUCCGUGCUAUCUUGUUAUUAAAGUUAUUAUAGUAUAUUUCACGUUUUAAGCCACGCCUUUAUUUUGUUAACGCACGCAGCGUUUCAAACAAAAUAUACUGUUGUCGCGGUGGAUAUGUCUUAACGUGAGUGGUUGAUAUUUGUUGGAAUGGUUUAUAAUGAUUAUAAAUUUAAAUGACCUUAUUAAUAUAUUUCAAAUGUGAAACCGUCUUAUAGAACAGAGUUUGUAGAUAAAGCACUUGUAAACAUUCUAGUAAGCUAAGAGAUAGUACAAACCAUUUAACACUUUUCAUAGUAGAGUUCGCGGCAAACCUGACCAACCAUAGACAAUAAAGCCUCCGCACUGUGCAAGUCACGAGGUAUAAAAAUGGUUAUCUACUUAAAUAUUUGUCUAUGAUUAAACACUUGGAUUAUCCUUAAUUGGAUAUUAUUAUUAGUUAUUUACUGGUUUUAUACUAGUAUAUUAUAUGUAGGUAUACUUUAUCUACAAGCCCAGUUGAUUGAAGGAAUGGUUAUGUCCGCUAAGAAAGAAUCAUAGAUUAUCAGAAACUAAGGAUGUGACUUAUUCCAAAGUUUAGUAUAUAAAUUAUUUACAGAAAUAAAUUAUGUGCAAAAUUACAA